Messenger RNA from Mauremys reevesii (Reeves's turtle), 1818 nucleotides. RefSeq names its product E3 ubiquitin-protein ligase TRIM39-like. Gene Ontology annotation, molecular function: zinc ion binding; protein binding. The record is from RefSeq and is a predicted model, not a curated record. The transcript is spliced from 6 exons. Lineage: Eukaryota; Metazoa; Chordata; Testudines; Geoemydidae. The coding region runs from base 71 to 1510 and encodes 479 amino acids.
UGCAGGUGUGGCUGGUUGGGCUGCUGGCCGCCUGCAAAGGGCAGAGAGAACAGACACCCACCCAGCUGCGAUGGCCUCUCCAGUUACAGCAGGGGACAUAAAAGAUGACACUAUUUGCUCCAUCUGCCUGGGGUAUCUGACAGAGCCGGUGACUAUCGCGUGUGUGCACAACUUCUGCCGAGCCUGCAUCAGCCAGUACUGUGCGGAAAAGGGAGUGGGGACACCCCUGACCUGUCCCCAGUGCAGAGCCCAGUUCCAGAAAGGGGAGUUCAAACCUAACACCCAGCUGAGCAUCAUUGUACAAAAGCUCAAACAACUAGGGUCAAAACCAGGACAAGGGCAAAAGGAGGAUCUGUGUGAGAGACACGAGGAACGUCUCAAACUCUUCUGUGAGGAGGAUGGAGAAACCAUUUGCUGGGUGUGUGAGAAAUCCCGGGCUCACCGCGCUCACACUGUGGUUCCCGUGGAGGAGGCUGCCCAGGAGUACAAGGAGAAACUCCAGGGAGCCCUGGGCCCUCUGAGGAAGGAGCUGGAGGAAGCCCUGGUGCUGACGUCUAAAGAGAAGAAGAAAACCACAGAGUGGCAGGGGAAAGUGAAGAACAAGAGAGAGAUGAUUGCAGGUGAAUUUAACAAACUGCACACACUGCUGAGAGAGGAGGAGCAGCUGCUUCUGCAGAGCCUGGAGGAGGAGGAGAGGAAGACUCUGCAGAGACUACAGGAAAAUGUAACCAAACUCUCCCAGCAAAGCUCCUCUCUGCAGCAGCUGAUCACAGAGAUCGAGGAGAAGUGUCAGCAACCAGUUGUUGAGCUGCUAAAGGAUGUGAAAAGCACAUUGAGCAGGAGUGAGAAUGUGAAACUCCAGGAACCAGUAGCUGUUUCUACUGACCUGAAGAACGUGUAUAAAAUUUCCCUUGACAUGAGGGAAGCGCUGCAGAGAUUUGUAGUGGACGUGACUCUGGAUCCAGACACGGCUCAUCCCAGCCUCGUCCUGUCUGAGGAUCGGAAAAGUGUGAGACACGGAGACAAACGCCAGGAUCUGCCUGACAACCCUGAGAGAUUUGAUCCUUGUGUCUCUGUCCUGGGCGCUGAGGGGUUCGUGGGUGGGAGGCGUUACUGGGAGGUGGAGGUGGGAGACAAGACAGGCUGGACUCUGGGGGUUUGUAGGGAAUCUGUGAGCAGGAAGGGGCAGGUCACACUCACACCUGAGGAUGGACACUGGGCCGUGUGGCUGAGGGAUGGGAAUACAAGGCCCUCACCUCCCCCCCGUCCCCCGUCCCCCCUCCCCGUGAGCGUCAGGCCCAGCCGGGUGGGGAUUUUCCUGGACUAUGAGGAGGGCGAGGUCUCGUUUUACAAUGUGACUGACAGGUCCCAUCUCUUCACUUUCACUGGCACCUUCUCCGGGAAGCUCCGCCCUUAUUUCCAUCCCUAUCUCAACGCUGGGGGUACAAACGCGGCUCCCCUGAUAAUCUGCCCAGUCCCAGCUCAGGCCGGAGGGAAUCUCGGUCCCUGACAGUGACCCUGCGGCACAGACUGGCCCCUCCCAGCCCUGCUGCUCUUCCUGCCCCCAGUAGUGGGGGGCCAGUUACUGCAGCAACUAGACUUUCUGUGCUGACCAGACGCUGCCAGUUUCCCUUUUCAACUGGAGGUUCCAGUCGAAAACCGGACACCUGGGAACCCCCAGCCCCCACCUUUCUCGUCCCCUGUCCCAGGGGUAGCAGAUGGGGAUGGAUGGGGUCAUUCACUCCUGUCAGAAUUUUCUACAAUGAGAUCUCAAUGUAAAAUCUGAAAGAAAAAAGAUUAUUUAGAAAAUAUUAUUGU